Molecule: messenger RNA, 3032 nt
Organism: Mitosporidium daphniae
Lineage: Eukaryota; Fungi; Microsporidia
Exons: 1
Cellular component (GO): membrane
Molecular function (GO): P-type transmembrane transporter activity
Source: RefSeq, a predicted model, not a curated record
AUGAACGUACGGCUCGUGUUGGGAAACGUUAUGAAUGAGAAAUAUAUAAAGAUCGCCUUGCUCUGCCUCAUUCUUACCUUUUUUUCACUAUUGGUUUACCUUCCUGUGUUAAAAAGAAAUGAAUCCAAGCCAAAAACAUCGGAGGUCUCCGAUUCGAUGGCCUCAAUCGUAAGAUGGGCCGAAGAUAAAUCUGUAAAUGCUCAAAAAGAAUUUUUUUCUCAUUUUCGGAGCUUCAAGGCCAGUGUAUUACUAUUUCUCUCAAAGAAUAAGCACUACUCCAACACACGGGUCCUUUGGAUUGCAUCAGACUCCAUUUUUCUUUUGCUAAUAAACCUAUUGAUAAGGAAGAACCGUAUCUUAUAUCCUCAACUCAGCAGUAUCGGUCGUCGAUUUUCGCUCCUCAUGGCAAUUCGUCUUCUUUUUCGAGGGUUUAUCACACUGUUUUCUGAGGAUAGGCAAAUCUUCCCCUAUUUUGAGCUGUUGAUGUCUCUUUCUAUUGCAUCAGUCUAUGUGCAUGUGCGUGGCAUUUUCGUGACUCUAUUUUCAGUUGUUUCAAUUAACAUGCUGUUUCUAUAUGCUAGGCGGGAGCUCUUCAUUGAUACUAAACAACAUGAUCCUUUUUGGAAACCUGAACAGAAUCUUGAAACUGACAUCCUCGACCUUGUCCCAAGGCUAGAGUUAGGAAAUCAUCAGCCUCCAUUGCGAAUGCUAAAAUCCCCAGAAAGAGCAUACGGGGCUAGUUUAUCUCUUGGAAUGGGCUUAGGAUCCUUGCUAUAUAAUCGUUAUAAUAGAGCCAUUGAAAGGCGAGAGCUGAAUUGGGUUAGAUUUGCAAAUAUUUCAGUAAAUCACUUUGAAGCAAUUCCAGGGGUCUUUUCCGAUUUUAGACAACUGCAGUGGCUUGAGGCUACAGAUAAUCCAAUUUUUCUUUUGGAAAUUUCUAGCCUUCCCCCCUCCUUGAUUGGGCUCUCUCUAAGUAACUGUAAACUUAUCAUUGCUCAUUGGGACAAAAAUACCAUUUGUACUCUUCGUUAUUUAAAUCUUUCUACAAACGCUCUGUCCAUGCUUCCAAGUGAGCCUCUUGAAGCACCAUUCCUCGAAGUCAUUGAUCUUUCUGGAAAUUUAGACCUUAAUGUUGUUGUUGAAGAUUUUAUUUUGCAAAUGCCCAACUUGGAGCUUAUUAUCCUUCCAAAUGGUGACAGAUAUUAUCCUAAAGGUAACAGGGAGAUCCCAAUUUCCCAACUAACAACUGCAGAUGCUAUUUGUAGGCAUUUAAACCAAUUUUAUCAUAUCGCUCAAGAUCCUCUUGCGGAUCAUCUUCUUGUCAAUCAAGAUUUCCAAGAUCUUUUUCAGGCUAAGGCUAAGUUUAUCCAAUUACUUUUUAUCGCCCUUAUCUUUCAGCCUUUACUUUUUGGCAUAUUCUUUGACCCUGUAAGUAUUGCUAGGCCAAUGUCUCAAACAAUUCCCAUAAAAUUUCCCAUGCUCUCUCAGUUGCAACUUUUGAGGCGAUUGCCUCGCUGGAAGCAUGGGUUCGUUCUCCCAUUUAUCUUGGGAACUACUGCUUGGUUUUCUGCAUGGUAUUCUGUGCGCUUUAAAGCUUACUAUUCGCUUUCUAUCAAUUCAUACCAGGAAGAAUUGUUAUCUAUUUCGCUUUCCAUUCUAAUUGCCGGAAUACUUUUAGGUUGGUCUUUUCUUUAUCGCAAUACAAAGCUUUACGCAAUGCAAGCCUUCACACCUGCGAUCUCAAAAAACGACUAUUUUGCAACUUCGGUUGCUCUAGAAAACAGUCUUUCGGUAGUCCUCGAUAUCGUUGAUCUUCAGUAUACCAAACUGUCCGAAGAAGCUUUUAUAGAAUAUUGCUCCAUAAGGAUUUGGAUUCCCUUUGGAAAAUCAAACGCCAAUAAUUUAUGUGCAACUCCUGCAACUCAUUCUCUCAAAUUGGGAAAGUCUGGUCUCUCCACGUCACAGAUGGUUGAAGAGGCUCUUCUCCGAUUUGGGCCAAAUAAGAAAAAAAUAGAAAUAGCGUUUUGGCCCUUUUUCUGGAACUUAAUUCUAAUUCCAUCCAACUUUUUCUUCCUUUUCGUAUCUGGGUUUGAAGCUGUUAUUGACUGUUCAUCUAUUGAUGGCCUUAAAAAUGUAUUGUCAUUUAUACGGCCUACCAUUAUCUUUGGAUUUCCAAUCUUUACCCGUGCUUUUAUGGAGAUAUGGGUUCACUCCUCAAAAUAUGACGUCAUUGCAAUGGUUUUGGACCUUUAUAGAUUUAUCCCACUUGACUCUACAAAAAUCUUGGUUAAAAGACAAGGGAAUCAUGAGAAAUAUAUUUCCCAUUCGGAAUUACUUCCUGGUGAUCUUGUUUUUAUUACGAUGGCAGGGAUUAUACCUGCUGAUAUGUUAAUACUCGAAGGACAAGCUGUUAUCUCGGAGGCUAUGCUUACAGGCGAAUCGGUUCCCGUCCAAAAGAUUGCAGCACCCACAGAAAUACUAAAUGCCAUUCUUGGUGGAAGAAAAUCCAAUAUUGAUGAGAUUUCAAAAUACGUUCUUUAUGAUGGAACCUUUAUGCAAGCAAUUUCUUCUGAAAGUUCUUGUGUUAGGCGUAUUAAGGCAAUUGUCCUAGCAACUGGAUUUUCAACCAGAAAAGGUUCAAUAAUACAGACCAUCAGAAUUGGAACUCGGCGUGCAUUUUCUACGUCUUCAAAUGCACAGUUGAGCAUUAUUGCCUCUACCAUUGCUAUAGUGUCGAUUGCCAGUAUAUAUUUGAAAGAAUUCCUGUUUAAAAUUGGAGACUAUAUUCUAGAUAUGCUCAUUGACCUUUAUAAAGUCAAUAUUGGGAAUCGAUUUGAUAAAUACUUAUCCGUCGUUGAAUUGGAAGACUAUGGAGAAAGUGCGACUCUAUUCAAGCAUAGUAGUAGUGAGCAUUCUAUUUGGACCUUAUUUUCCUCCUCUUUACUUGCUGUUGGGAGAGGGAAAAUAUACUUGGCUAGCUAUUUUGAGUUUACACAUCAUAUUGCCAUGAAGCUGUUUUCGAUGACUGAUGA